Sphenostylis stenocarpa is the source of this 405-nucleotide messenger RNA. NCBI's taxonomy places the organism in Eukaryota, Viridiplantae, Streptophyta, Magnoliopsida, Fabales, Fabaceae. The record is from the annotation of a GenBank genome assembly.
AUGGGAGAUCCAUUACUGCUGCUGUCAUAUCAUUGCAGCGAAACUUUAAUUUGUGUAACAGAAGAAACUGAUAGGUCAAGAAUAGAUUCCAAGGAAAAUAGAGUAAUGGUUGUAGAAUCCUCAUCCUGCUACAAGUUGCAAGCUCCUACACAGUUCGUAAUUAUGAACAGUGGUCCAAGUUUUGCCAUGAAAAUUGGAACUUUUUUGUUGGUUGUUGAGUAUCAUAGUAGAGACAUCAUUUGUUGUACCAAUUUCAAUUCUACCCAACAACGAUCCAGCAAAGUAUUGGAUUCUUGUGGUAGAACUAAGGCUAAAAAAUUGACGGUUUUUGCCGCCGUCCACGUUUGCAGUAUCUUCCAGAGGAAUGGAAGGACAUCUUUAGCAGCUGCUUUAACAAAUGUUUGA